Rhododendron vialii is the source of this 1080-nucleotide messenger RNA. Its product is annotated as protein FAR1-RELATED SEQUENCE 1-like. Gene Ontology annotation, biological process: regulation of DNA-templated transcription. The record is from RefSeq and is a predicted model, not a curated record. The transcript is spliced from 2 exons. NCBI's taxonomy places the organism in Eukaryota, Viridiplantae, Streptophyta, Magnoliopsida, Ericales, Ericaceae. The coding region runs from base 1 to 1080 and encodes 359 amino acids.
AUGGUUAGAGGGAUUGUAUUUGGAGAGGGAACAGUGGGUGCCAGCUUAUUUGAACGAUGUGUUUUGGGCGGGGAUGUCAUCCACACAAAGAAGCGAGGUAUAAAUGUGUAUUUUGAUGGUUACAUUCAUUCAAAGACAACCCUGAAACAAUUUGUAGGACAAUAUGAAAAUGCAUUAUCGAAUAAGGUGGAAAGUGAAAAUCAAGAAGAUUCAAAAAGUUGGCACACUUACAUCCCGUUAAUAACUGAAGAUGAGUUGGAGAAGCAAUUCCAAAGUGUUUACACGAAUGCAAAGGUUAAACAGUUUCAGAAACAAUUUUAUGGAAAACUUCACUGUUUUUGUGUGAAGCCGGCAACAGUUGGUGAUAUUGUGUCUGAACAUGAGAUAAAUGAGUGGGUCAAUAAUGGAGAAGGAGAAGAGAAAAGGAGAAUUCAAGUGCCAUUUACUGUCAAUUUUAAUGCUGAAACCAAUGAAGCACAUUGUAAUUGUCGAUUGUUCGAGUCUAGUGGGAUGGUGUAUAAACAUCAACUGUAUGUGUGGCAUCAAAGGGGAAUUGAAAGAGUUCCUGACAAGUAUGUGUUGAGAAGAUGGUGCAAAAAUGUGAAAAGGGUCCACACUAAAGUUCCGAUCUGUUACGAUAAGUCGUCAACAUCAAUUGAAGUGCGUCGACAUGACAACAUGUGCAAUCUCUUUAAUGAAGUUGCUGAUUUAGCGGAAGAAUCUGAAGAGAAGUAUGAUAUGGUGAUGAAAUGGGUACACGAGCUAAAACGAGAGUUGAUGGAAGCUUCAGUUGUUUGUGAAAGUAACGUGGUUUCACUUGGUGAUGACACAAGUACUCGUAAUGUUUCUUUUUCAGUUGGAGAUGGGGUUAUACCACCCAAACAGAGUACGAACAUACUUGACCCGGAAGGUCUUCGACGAAAAGGUAGACCACCAUGCAAAAGGAAGAUCGGUGUUGUGGAAAAAGUUGUUCAAAAGAAAAGACAAACAUAUAAGAAGCCAUCGUCCAAGGAAAAAUCCAAAGAGGUUGAAGAGAUUGCGGCGCUGCCCAUUAGAUCGGGACACAAGAGAGUGUUAUAA